AUGUUGAACUUCAAGACUCCGGAGUGCGAAAAUUUGGGCACUUGGCUCAACAACUUCUCGGAGCACAAGCGUUCCAUCAGUCACCGCAUCGGCAACGACACCCGAUGGAAGCGGCCGCAGAAUGCCUACAUUCCAGGUCCGGGUGCGUACAAAGUAGACCGAGACCAUCCAGAGCAUCCUGAUCAUGAUAUGGGCACCGAAGCCUUCUCCAUUGUGAAUCCCAGUUUUUCGAUUCCACGGGAGAGUCGCGUGGCGCCCGACGGAGCCAUGAAGGGCAUCUCUUUGGGAAGACCCCAGGAAGAUGCAGUGGUGGGUCAGUAUUCCGUGCCAAGGUUAGGGCUUAUCUCGCAACAGAAAGAGUUUGCUGCGUAUUUCUUCACCAGUGCCAAGGAAAGCCAAGAGGCGUUGAGAGAAAGGAAGAAAACCAGCGAUGUUCCAGGCCCAGGGAUGUACCCGGUGAAGCGAUACGGCGAUGAUUUGGGGAGAGAAAAGACCAAGAUCAUCGAAAAAGCCGUGAAAAAGGGCACCCGAUGUUGGGCGGCAGGACAAUAUAGUCACAUCUACCAGUGCAUGAAGCCACGAAGUACAAGUUUGCCGGCGCUUCGUCAGAACCCAUCGAAGAUGGCGGAUGGCGCAGCGAAUCGCUGA
Messenger RNA from Cladocopium goreaui, 648 nucleotides. NCBI's taxonomy places the organism in Eukaryota, Dinophyceae, Suessiales, Symbiodiniaceae. The record is from the annotation of a GenBank genome assembly.